Messenger RNA from Otolemur garnettii (small-eared galago), 2221 nucleotides. It is a transcript of the gene EYA4, whose product is annotated as EYA transcriptional coactivator and phosphatase 4. Gene Ontology annotation, biological process: positive regulation of DNA repair; negative regulation of extrinsic apoptotic signaling pathway in absence of ligand; cell differentiation. Bases 1 to 1866 code for a protein of 621 amino acids. Gene Ontology annotation, cellular component: nucleus. The transcript is spliced from 17 exons. Gene Ontology annotation, molecular function: protein tyrosine phosphatase activity. NCBI's taxonomy places the organism in Eukaryota, Metazoa, Chordata, Mammalia, Primates, Galagidae. The record is from RefSeq and is a predicted model, not a curated record.
AUGAAGCACGAGUACGUCUUUGAAGAGACUGGCCAUAGUGCAAAAGCUGCAGGUUGGAAUUGGGCAAAUUUGUGCUCUGCUGCUUCCUAUUCUAACAGGUCUAUGGAAAUGCAGGACCUAGCAAGUCCUCAUACUCUUGUUGGAGGUAGUGAUACUCCCGGUAGCUCCAAACUGGAUAAACCUAAUCUCAGCAGCACAUCAGUCACUACGAAUGGGACAGGAGUGUCUCUUCUUGCAGUCAAAACAGAGCCCCUGAACAGCAGUGAAACCACAGCCACGACUGGAGACGGAGCGCUUGACACUUUUACUGGGUCAGUCAUAACAAGUAGUGGCUACAGCCCCAGAUCGGCACAUCAAUAUUCCCCACAGCUCUAUCCUUCCAAGCCCUAUCCACACAUUCUUUCUACACCAGCAGCUCAAACAAUGUCUGCCUAUGCAGGCCAGACUCAGUAUUCGGGGAUGCAGCAGCCAGCCGUCUACACAGCCUACUCACAGACAGGACAGCCCUACAGCCUGCCCACUUACGAUUUGGGUGUGAUGUUGCCAGCCAUCAAGACAGAAAGCGGACUUUCUCAAACUCAGUCCCCAUUACAGAGUGGCUGCCUCAGUUACAGCCCAGGAUUUUCUACCCCACAGCCAGGCCAGACGCCUUAUUCUUACCAAAUGCCAGGUUCUAGUUUUGCACCGUCCUCUACUAUUUAUGCAAAUAAUUCAGUUUCCAAUUCAACGAAUUUCAGUGGUUCACAACAGGACUAUCCAUCCUAUACAGCCUUUGGCCAAAACCAGUAUGCUCAGUACUACUCAGCGUCCACGUACGGUGCGUACAUGACGUCCAACAACACGGCCGACGGCGCGCCGUCCUCCGCCUCCACCUAUCAGCUGCAGGAGUCGCUUCCAGGACUGACUAACCAACCAGGAGAGUUUGAUACUGUGCAGAGCCCCUCCACGCCCAUCAAAGAUCUUGACGAGAGGACAUGUAGGAGUUCUGGGUCUAAGUCCAGAGGAAGAGGCCGAAAAAAUAAUCCCUCCCCACCUCCUGAUAGUGACCUGGAGCGUGUGUUUGUCUGGGAUUUGGAUGAAACCAUCAUUGUUUUUCACUCACUGCUCACAGGGUCUUACGCACAGAAGUAUGGCAAGGAUCCCCCCAUGGCUGUAACCCUUGGACUGCGCAUGGAGGAAAUGAUUUUUAAUCUUGCUGACACACAUUUGUUUUUUAAUGACUUAGAGGAGUGUGAUCAAGUUCACAUAGAUGAUGUUUCCUCUGAUGAUAAUGGGCAAGACUUAAGUACCUACAGUUUUGCAACUGAUGGCUUCCAUGCAGCUGCAAGUAGUGCAAACCUUUGUUUGCCAACAGGUGUAAGAGGAGGAGUGGACUGGAUGAGGAAGUUGGCUUUUCGUUACAGAAGAGUAAAAGAAUUAUAUAACACCUACAAGAACAAUGUGGGAGGACUCCUUGGCCCUGCCAAGAGGGACGCCUGGCUACAGUUAAGGGCAGAGAUCGAAGGUCUGACAGAUUCCUGGCUAACCAAUGCACUUAAGUCUUUAUCAAUUAUUAGUACGAGGAGUAACUGCGUGAAUGUCUUGGUAACAACAACCCAGCUGAUCCCAGCGCUCGCGAAGGUCCUGCUCUAUAGUUUAGGCGGUGCUUUCCCCAUUGAGAAUAUUUACAGUGCAACUAAAAUAGGAAAAGAAAGUUGCUUUGAACGAAUAAUGCAAAGGUUUGGCAGAAAAGUAGUGUAUGUUGUAAUUGGGGAUGGUGUAGAAGAAGAACAGGCAGCAAAAAAGCACAACAUGCCCUUUUGGAGAAUAUCAAGUCACUCAGACCUCUUGGCUCUACAUCAAGCACUGGAAUUAGAGUAUUUGUAAACUGUGUUCUCCAGCCGGAGAUCCGUCUUUUAUAUUUCAAGUACACUGAAUUUUUAUGUGUGAUUCAAUGCCUCUGGCUCUACACAUAUAAAUUGUCUUAAAGGAUGAAAUCACAUUUGGAAUGAAGAUUCCAGAAUGAAGAAUUCAGAUGGCUGAAUGGAAUUAAACUUUAGUGCUACAGAAAGAAAACUCUAUGGUCUUAUAUUUACAACACUUUAAUGGUUCAAAAAAAAAAAAAUCUGUGGAGGUUGCUGGUCCAAACCAAAUGAGUCCUAACUGGAAUUAACAGCUUUGGCAAAGAACUCUUACCCCGGCAAAGCAGCCGCACACCUGCUCCAUCCGACAAGGUGGUCAA